CAGGCGCUGACUGCGAAAUACUAAUCAAAGAUAGCAGCAUCUUUGAAGGGCAGUUCGUCACGCAGGAUAUGAAAAAAUCAAUGGCAGCCUAUCCAGAAUUUAUUGGCGUAGAUGCGUAGAUACCUUGCAUAGCAGACUCACAAGGGCAAACCGAAAUUGUAGCUGGUUGCAUUUUAAUGCACGAGACUUAAGAAAACAUGCAAUGGUUCGUCGAUACUUUCAAAAAGAAACAUCCAUAUUGGGAGAAAAUUAAAACCGUUAUGGCAGAUAAGGACAUUUACGAACGGGAAAUGUUUAAGAAUAGUUUUGCAAAUGGCAAAAUUCUUAUUUGCCUUUUUCACACGGAACGGACAUUUAAUAUGGAAAUCACCACUGGAAAGCUGGGAAUAACCAAGGGACAAAUGGAUACAGCUAAAUCUAUUAUCCAAAAAAUAAUUUAUUCAAAUAAUGAGGAGGAAUAUUAUUAUCUGUAUAAUAAACUGAAAGCAGAAGUCCCCAAGUCAGUUAUGAACUAUUUCGAUAAGAACUGGCUGGUAUUAGAGAUGAAUAAACUCUAUCUAGCCAUUUUAUGAAAAUGACAUACAUGAACUCAACAAAUAUUAGAUUGGAGUCUUUGAUUGAGAAAAUAAGACAAUCGCUGUCAAAUUUGCUACAUUAGAGAAAUUUAUUGAGGAUUUUUUUAUUCCAAUCUCCACAAGUACUGAGCAUGACGUGGUUGCUGCUUCUUCAUAUUUAAAAAAGAAAGCUUUUUCCUUUCAAGAAAGCAGCCCUGAGCACUUUUACUGCAACUUUCUUUCAAAUUCUGGGUUCCAAUUUGUAAGAAAAGAAUUAGAAAAGCAGGGCGUUUAUAAAAUUAUAGGAGUAUCUUCUGAUACUGGUAAUCUAAUUUUAAAACG
Molecule: messenger RNA, 896 nt
Organism: Leptopilina heterotoma
Lineage: Eukaryota; Metazoa; Arthropoda; Insecta; Hymenoptera; Figitidae
Exons: 1
Coding region: 198-572 (124 amino acids)
Source: RefSeq, a predicted model, not a curated record